Messenger RNA from Bufo bufo (common toad), 1204 nucleotides. RefSeq names its product caveolae associated protein 4 (gene CAVIN4). Gene Ontology annotation, biological process: regulation of gene expression. Lineage: Eukaryota; Metazoa; Chordata; Amphibia; Anura; Bufonidae. The record is from RefSeq and is a predicted model, not a curated record. Gene Ontology annotation, cellular component: cytoplasm; caveola.
AUGGAUCAUCAUGAAACAACUUCUGAUAGUAUUAACCUCAACCGUUUGUCGGUUGUAUCUGAAGAUGGAAGACAUGAUUCUGCCUUAACUAUUGAUGUUCUUGACAAAGUCAGCUCCAUUGUGGAGGCUGUGCAAGCCAGCCAAAGAAUUGAAGAACGUCACAGAGAAAUGGAGAAUGCCAUCAAGACUAUCCAUGAUCUCCUGAAACUUGCACAGGCUCACAGCAAUACUACCUACACUGUUAACAAACUACUUGAGAAGACCCGUAAAGUAAGCACCAAUGUGAAAGAUGUAAGAUCACGAGUAGAUAAACAGAGUGAUCAGGUCCAAAACGUAGAAUCCAAGCAAGAAGAGAUGCUGAGAAAGAACAAAUUCAGAGUUGUCAUUUUUCAGGAAGAUAUCCAGUGCCCUACUAAAGUGAGCAUUGCUAAGGAAUCAUCAUUAGAUGGGCUUUUAAGGGAUAAACUUUACCCCCCUAAUGACCUCUCUUCUGAUGAGGAAUAUGAAGUUCCAGAGUCCAGGUCCUCUCGACUGAAAAAAUCUGGCAAAGAGCGCAUUGAUAAUAUCAAAAAAGCAUUUUCUAAGGAAAACAUGCAGAAAACUAAACAAAGUUUUGGAAAGAAAGUAAACCGUAUGCGCACCAGAAUAGUGACUCCAGAAAGGAGAGAGAGAAUAAGGCAGUCUGGUGAGAGGCUUAAACAGUCUGGAGAAAGAUUCAAGCAGUCCAUAGCAAAGGCAGCACCCAAUAAAGAAACAUUUAAACUCAAGAAGAAAGAAAAACAGCGCACCACAGCGGAAGGCCAAGAAGGUGAGAAAGAGGAUGCUCAAUCUGUCUCAGAGGGUCCCUUAGUUGAGCCCAUCUCAGAAGUCACCUACACUGAAGUGGUCACUAUAAAAAAGAAGAAGAAAAAGAAUGAAGAUAAGGCAGAACUUUUGCCAGAUCAAGAAGAGGAGAAACCCGCUCCAGUUUCAGAAAAACCUUUGCUGAAACUGGAAACAAAAUUAGGUGCAGAGGAGACCCCACUUGUAGACAUCAAGCUGUCAUAGACGAAGAACUUGAAAGGAAUAGUUUGCAUUACAUUUCUAACAUGCCCCACUAGGUGUGUGUCUUCAAGCAGUUAAAAGACAGUGGUGCUCUAUAAGUCUGCCCAAAUAUUGUAAUACUGCUAUUGUAUGCCAAUAGAUUAAUCCAUACUUUAUGAUA